AUGGAUAGACCAGCGACAGGGGAGGAAGUCCAGGCGCUCUACAAGAGUAUACACGGCUCAACUGACCCAUCGGCCAUUAUUCCAUCCCUAGCCGGAGAGGACGUCUACAGGGCGAACGAUCUUACCCGUCAUCUAGCGGUUUCGCCUUCGGCAGCCCACGGGGCAGUUCAUUUCACAACGGAAGCGCUCCUCGCCGGGGCAUUCCUGAUGUCCAAGCUCCAAGCCGAGAACUUCGCCUACCCCUUCAAGGAAUGCAAGACCCCAGUCCAGCACGCGUACCAGCUCAUGGGUAAGACCGAGUAUGCAAAAGAGCAUACCUACUCAAUCAUGGCCGCAGAGGGACGCCUGGAUAGUUUCAACCAGUUUAUGCAGGGAAAAUUCUUCAAGCCCAGAAAAACGCCUGACCGUCUCCAGGCGCUUGGCUAUGACUUUGCAGCAGUUGCUCGUGAAGCCGGCCCUUUAACGUCAACAGUCAUGGUCGAUAUCGGCGGAGGUCGAGGCGAGUUGCUUCUUGAACUCAAAGAGGCAUUCCCACAGUUCACUGCUGCAGAUCUUGUCGUGGAGGAGUUUCAGUCCGACAACGAUUUGAGACUUGACCCGGGAAGCGAGGUCACCUUCGUCAACUGGAACUACAAAGACGAGAGCAGCCCGCAGCCUGUGAAGGGGGCACUGGUGUACCAUCUGGCACACAUCCUCCAUAAUUUGCCGGAUCUCAAUGCAGCACGGUUAUUACAAAGGAUAUCGGACGCGAUGGCUCCAUACUCGCGACUGCUAGUGCACGAAUUCUCGAAGAAUAGAAACUACGCCUUGAUGCACGCCAGCAUGAUAGCACUGUACGGGGGCCGUGAGAGAACAGGCGCGGAGUGGCGACAGAUGGCUGCGUUGGCUGGUCUCAGGAUCGCUUUCGAGGGUUAUCCGGAUCUAGUGGAUAAUCAAAUCGAGAUGAGCUCGGAUCCUUCGUUGGAUCGUUUAGCCCAGCACAAGGUGCGGAUCGAUAGCGCCAGGAAGCACCCGGUCUCCACUGCCAAGGACCGAAUAACUGUUAUAGCGUUUAAGCCUGGAAAAGCUCUUGUGGCCAUUGCGCGGCCCUGCAGGGGUCAAUUCCUGCUCCUCAUCAGCCCAUCACGUCUUGACAAGCCACGAAUCCAGUCAAGUUUGGCCCUUACAUCAGUUGGUCCUCGAGAGUGCGGUGCAGUUACCCAGCUAGGCGAGGAAAAGCAAAAUCAGGCUACUAGAGGAAAUGAUACGAUCAGAGUCUCAGGAAAACUGCCAGGGUCACUGCAGGGUACACUAUGUCACAGCGUGUUGGCUCUGAUCUUCAGAUUUACCGUCAAGACAUGGGCUCGCUGGGUCCUUCCUACAGUCAGCUCCCCGGAGCGGGUAUGGGGCGCUGAAGACUUAUUGUUUGCUGUCGGCUACGCCUUUGAUAUGGCCCAUAUGGCUUUGAUUCAGAAAAGUCUCGAUUACGGUCUCGGUCAACAUAUUUGGACCCUCACGGAUGUCCAGCGCAUCGGCGCCCUAAAGUACGACUUUCUCUCUCAGCCUAUAGCCGGGCGAAUAAUUGACGUGGCCUACUUCAGCGGUCGCCGCAUCGAUGCUCUCUCGCUGCGGAAUGACUUGGUUCUUGUACAUGUGCUUCAGCAGCGCCGACAAGCAUAUCCGAAUCUCAAUUAUGAUCGGAAUGGUGGUCCAGAUAAUCGCAAACUCAGUCACUAUUCUGCAGAUUGUGCUUCAGUGCGGCCCGAAUCCAUACCGAUUGGCUUCAACACAGCGGUCGACUUCUUCCUCACCGUCCUCUCUGCCAUCCAACUAUGGCAGUUCAGUAUCCGGAGCGUGGACCGUGCCCCAUCAUCAAGUAACUCCUUCUUUGCGCGCUUCAAGCGCUUGCCGAGACAGGCGAGGAAUAGGCGGAUCUGGCAGACUAUAGUUCUUAGUGGGCCACUGGCACUCUCGGGCUGCGCUUCUAUUGUGAAGACUUAUGUACGCCUCUUAUUCUUUUUGCAUCUGGCAGGAUCCGAGAAUUACAACAUCAUACCGUUUGUGCUAUGGGUAAAGAUUGAGAAUUACAGCAUCCUCCUCGCAACCUGCGGUCCGAUAAUCCGGCUCUUCGUCCGCGUUGUGUUCGACAAACCCCACGCGUCGAGGUGGGAUUAUCCCAGUAAUAGCCACUCGAAUCAAUACUCGCACACACGCGGCCGUGGUUUGGAUUUUGACUUGGAUGGGCACCGUCAUAGGCAGAAUCAUGGGUCGGUUGUUAUGACUGUUUUUGGAUUAAAGAAAGGAAGUUCUGGGCCUACGUCGUUUGGAUCCGACGAGAUGGUGAGAGGGAAAGAUCGCGAUGCUCGAGAUGGCGUUGGAGGAGUCACUGUCAAGACGGAUAUCACUGUGCAGGUUGCAUUUUCGGGUGGGAAAGCAAGUAACACCGGUGCUAAUACCUGUUCGUUGAAGAUGGCUACGAGUGUAGUGCAAGGUAUCCGGUCCGACCUCCCCAACGGUCCCACGAACAAGAAGACAAAUCGCUUUAUCAGCUUUUCCUUCCCCGGCGUACUUAGGGCAGCGUCCAACUCCAGUAACUACCAAAACGGCUGUCUUAAGCAAGAUCACAAUGAGGAGUCCUGUGAGCCACGUACGAGACGGCGCACGGUGGACCAGCUCGGUAUCAACAUUGUGCCAACCUGUGCCACAAAAAGCCAGACAGCAACCAUGUCCGUCUCAGAGACUAUGUGGUUUCGCUGGACAAUUAGCUCCACCCAGACGAUCACAGGCCAUGCAAAUAUCAGCAUCAAAAUUCCCCCCAACGGAAUAGCAGGUCCCAACGUAAAUCAAAUACCCGGCCACAAAAAUCAUGUUGAACACCAUAAUCGAGUCUGCGAUCUGCCAGAGCAAAAGGAAAAUGUGCCAGCCGUGGCUCAGGGUCCUCCACCCGAAAAAGAAGAAUUGAUACUCGCCAUAUCCUUCUGGUUGGUAACUGAUCGCAUAGACGAUGUUGAAGUGGACCGGGAGGAGGGAGAGCGCAUGGAGCUCUUUUGCCCUAACAGCGUGGUACCAUUGGAUUUGAGUGUAGCAGUUGUAGGCGAGGAAGCCAGCGCUUGUGGGGAUAUUGUUCCCCACUCCACUGGAGAACUGAGCGGGAGCAAGCAACAUACUGGCGUAGAGGAGCCACCGGUUGACAUACAAGAGCAAGAGAAAAGGGAGAAAGAGAGGUCGAGUCCGUCCCCUCUUCUUGCCAUGGCCGAUUUGGAGUGCGGCGAUGGACCUUCAAUAAAGGCCACGGCUCCUCCAUACUCAGCCAGCAAGCAAGGCUUAGCUGGAGGUUUGAAUUUGGACGAAGCCGGAGCUGGCGAAGUGUCAGCGCUGCAUAGUAUGAGGCUUGGACUAUUCUGCAGAAUGCAACAGCUUAUGCUAGAUAUCUUCGGGCUUAGAAAUGGCACCUUAUACUGGGCAAGGUAA
Messenger RNA from Aspergillus nidulans FGSC A4, 3450 nucleotides. RefSeq lists its product as uncharacterized. The transcript has 22 exons. The coding region runs from base 1 to 3450 and encodes 1149 amino acids. The record is from RefSeq and is a predicted model, not a curated record. Lineage: Eukaryota; Fungi; Ascomycota; Eurotiomycetes; Eurotiales; Aspergillaceae. Gene Ontology annotation, molecular function: methyltransferase activity; O-methyltransferase activity.